This is a messenger RNA of Arabidopsis lyrata subsp. lyrata, 2545 nucleotides long. RefSeq names its product protein TPR3. Gene Ontology annotation, molecular function: protein binding. NCBI's taxonomy places the organism in Eukaryota, Viridiplantae, Streptophyta, Magnoliopsida, Brassicales, Brassicaceae. Gene Ontology annotation, biological process: regulation of DNA-templated transcription. The record is from RefSeq and is a predicted model, not a curated record. The coding region runs from base 290 to 2167 and encodes 625 amino acids. The transcript is spliced from 14 exons.
UUUAUCCCAAAAACAAUAAAAAUACUAACGUAUAUACGAGUAAAAAUACAAUUUGACAAAGAGAAAAGUAAUUAUUUUUGAAAAAAGAAAAAAAAAAAAAAAAAAAAAAAGAAGAAGAUGAAGAAUAAGAAGCAGCUCAAAGCAUUGUAAAACCCUAAGUCCAAACUAUUACCACCAGCGCCGAUUCUGUGUACGCUUCCGAUUUCUCUGCUUCUUGCAUAUCGUUACCGAUUUAUCUGCUUUCGUUGCCUGAUAAUUUCGUAGAAGAGAGAACGAGCACUUGCUAAUCAUGGACGAAGCAGGUAGGAUGAGGAGGCAUGAUGAAACCAUGACACUCAUAAAGAAUUACCUUGAGCAACACGGAAUGUCCAGCACGGUUCAAGCUCUGGAUAUUGAGAGGGGAAAGCUACCCAAUCUUGCAACUUUUACAUCCUUGCUACUUGGUGGUAACUUUGAAGACGCUGUGACUUAUUUUUGCCAAUUUCAGAAUGAAGUUUCUCUAGCCUCCUGCCACAUCUUCUAUUUCAUCUGGCGGCAAUUGUUUUCGGAGCUUCUUUCUAAGAAUAACAUAAUUCAAGCCAAAACAGUUUUUUUCCAUCGCAUGUAUCCCAUUUCACUAGCAGAUCCUUCUUUGGUAAAAGAUUAUGACGAACUGAAGAUUCAUUUUGAGAACAACACAAUACCUACUGUUGAUGUAGAGAAUCAAAGGGAAAGAGUGGUUCAGUAUGUGAAGAGCCUAAUCGAACAAGACCUAAAUGUUAGGUCCAUGUUCUAUCCAACAGUCAUUGAGGGACAAAGUAGACUACAAACCCUCUUAGAACAGAGCGUGAACUGGCAACAUAGAGAUUGCGUUCAUAGCCCCUUGUUUGCUUCUUUGCUCAAUGAUCACCACUGUACUCCCCAACCCCUUCAUCAGAAUCAUCAAACUCUAGCCACCAACAAUUUGGAUAUGCAGGCAUCAUCAUCAGGAUUAGGAAACUAUGACCCGAUGUUACUUGAGUUCAAUGGCCAACCCCAACACUCAGCUGGUUCCCAUUACUCACCGUCAUUAUAUUUGACUAUUGAAGAUGAUACAGUCAUGCCUGGAUGGACUAUUAACUCAGAUCAGUCAGCGGGUUUUUCAAACGACAUUCCAUCUGUUGUUACUGUUCCGCCGACCUUUUCUCUGUCCGAUAGCGUUGUGAAAGAUAUUCAUGUGACUGAGGUUGUCACUGCUUUUGAGUUUCACCAUCAUCUCCCUUUGGUACUUGUUUGCACACCUUCAGGUGGUAUUAGACUGUAUCGUAUCAACACUAUGAAGACUCCUUUUCGAAUGAAAUUUACCAUCUGGAACAAAAAAAAAUUAUCACAGGCCUUGAAGGCUCGUUUGGGUGAAACAGAAGGUGAAGCAGAAGGACUGUGUGUGGCGUGGGGAUCUGACACAACAUUUGCUGUGGGUUUCUCUGAAGGUUUAGUUCACACUUACAACUAUAUACAUGAACAGCGCCCUAAGCCACACCUUGAGAUUGAGGCACAUAGUGGGCCUGUCAAUGAUAUCGUGUUCUAUAGUUCUCAAGGAGAGCUAAAGAUAGUAACCUGUGGAAAUGACAGACACAUUAAGGCUUGGAAUUCAUCAAAUGGGUUAGUGUACUGGAAAUUGACUCAUACAGCUCCCUUAAAUUCUCUUGCUUUGCACCAAGAUGGAAACAAAGUGCAACUCUUUAUCUUGGAUGUGUUUGGAACUGCUAUGAAACCAAACAUAGGAUAUAACGGACCACUUGAUAGUAAUCCACUUCUUUUCCCUAGUGAUAUGAAUGCUAGGCUUGAACUCAAGUUUAGCGGCGAUGGAAAGAGAUUGUUCUGUUAUGGUCCGGGUGGCUUGGUUGAGGUUGAUAGAGAAUCUUUUGAGACUAGGAGAAAUUACAACAGCGUUAUGAAUCCUCAAACAAAAUGCAUGGAUAUUUGCAAGAAUGGGUAUAUAGCUGUUGGCGAUGAAUAUUGUGUGAAAGUCUGGAAUGUGGACAGUGAUCAUCUUUUCAGAAAGAUCAAGAUAGACGCAGCAGUAUUUCCGGAAUGUCCCAUGGUUAAGUUUAACAGGGAAGGCUCUUUGUUAGCCGUGGUGAGCUCAUUAUGCCUGAGGUUUCUAGCAAACGCUGAUGGAAAGAGUUUGCUUGAACAUGAAUCAUAAACUUACCUCUGUGAUACUUGCUUGUUGAUGCAAAGAGAGAUCUGAUAUGACUUGUGGAAGGCUGGGUGCUGGAGAAGGGAUACAUUUUAGGUAGUGGUUUUGUUGGUUUUGUUAUGUAAGUGGUGGUUAACUGGCACACUAUUUCUGUCUUUAAUUUGCAAGCAAUGCUGCAGUCCCUUUCUAUGAAAUUAGAAGACAUAAGUGAGUGAGACAUUUAAAACAGGGGAAUCAUUUAAUGCAGUGGUCUUUUUUUGGUUUUUUUUUUUUUGUAUGUGGUGGUGAAUUUGCACACUAUCUAUGUGACUAUGUCGUUGCAAGUGGGUUUGGUUUUGGUGGUAAAACGAUUGAAAGAUGAAAGAAAUCACAUUAAGGGAAACA